UUAUUGCUCUGUUUUCUUCGCAGAUUUCUUCACUUGUGCGCUAGCGGAGACCCAGAUACCAGACUGGUCAAUCGGGUCUCAAACCAUCUAAAACUUGUUUCAAUUUUUUUUCGUUUCUCUUUUUUCCGAUUUCCGUUCUCCUCCUUUCAUUUUGCGCCUUUGCUGUCCACCGACACUCUUUCUCGAGUUGCGUUCCGUACCAAUCUGCUAGCGCCUACUCGAAAUAUUACGUUUCGGUCUCUGUUUGGGGACUAUUUUGUGUUUGAAAUCUGAAAACUAGAGUUGGCUCGUCCGACUCGCCGACCGAUUCGAAGCUGGAGUGGUAUCCGAGUCGUGACGGCAGGAUGUACAUGGGUGACGGGAACCACUUUGGACCCGGGAACCACGAUGACAAAAUGGGUAUGCCUGGGGACGGCGGCGGCGACGGUCGAACAAACCUGAUCGUCAACUACCUUCCGCAAAACAUGACUCAGGACGACAUGCGAAAUCUUUUCGCAGCCAUGGGGGAAAUCAAGACCUGCAAGCUGAUCCAUGACAAAGUGUCCGGCCAAAGUCUGGGGUACGGUUUCGUCGACUACGUCAAGACGGAAGACGCAAAAAAAGCGAUCGAGUCGCUGAACGCCUAUCAUUUGGAUAACAAGAUCAUUCGAGUAUCCUAUGCAAGGCCCAGCAGUGAUACGAUCCAAGGCACGAAUCUGUACAUCACUGGGAUCCCGAAAUCUUGGACACAAAAAGAUCUUGAGUGCACAUUCUCGCACUUCGGCAAGAUCAUCACCUCGCGAGUGCUGUGUGACAAGGUCACUGGGAUACCCAAGGGUGUAGCCUUUGUCCGCUAUGAUCAGCGUGGCGAAGCGGAGACAGCCGUGGCGGCGAUGAACGGCAAAAUUCCUGACAGUUGCUCGGACCCGAUUCAAGUGAAAUUCGCCAACAAGCCGGACGCGUCGAAGAACGCCAUGGCGCAGGCUGCAGCGGCGUCGGGUGUGUACGGGAACCCGAUGCAGUUUGCAACCGGGGCCAUGCAUCACACGGGACCCACCGGCGCUGGCGGACCUCCGUUUCGGUACAACUUACCUGGCCCGCUGCAACCCGCUGCGGCUGCAGCAGCUGCGGCCGCCGCCGCAUCUGGCAAACAGAUGCUCGGUGGCAUGGCGCGGUUUGGGUCUGGGCCGACUGGCGGUCCUGGUCCUGCUCCGCCAGCCUCGACCCCGCUCAACGGGUUCGUGAUCUUCGUGUACAACCUGGCGCCCGACGCAGAUGAGAGUGUCUUGUGGCAGUUGUUUGGACCCUUCGGGGCUGUCCAGUCUGUGAAGGUGAUUCGCGACCCGGAAACGAAGCAGUGCAAGGGUUACGGUUUCGUAAAUAUGGCCAAGUACGAGGAAGCGCUGAUGGCUAUCCAGAAUCUGAACGGUUACAACCUUGGCCAGCGAACGCUGCAAGUGUCCUUCAAGACGGACAAAAAAAAGUAAACCUAACCCUGGGGUCUUAUUGGCUAUUCGUAAUUGCGGCAUCGCGGAACAGUUUUUGACUUCUAUUCGGUUCACACGGUAUGUUUUUCUUCUUGGCCGUGCUGAGUUCGCGCCUCGAAACAUCAAAUAAGUUCGGAAUCCCGACAAUUUAAGCACAUGUCGGUCGUCUAAAUUGCAACUGCAGUGGAGAUAGACUCCCUGUAUAAAUUAGGUUCUAAAAUUUAAUCCUGUACGGUUUUUCUUCCUUCUUUGUCAUUUUAGAUGCUUUGAAAGCUCAUCUUGUUGUUUGCCAAUGGAAGAAAUAAUUUUCCGUGUAAGGAGAGUUUUAAUGACUGGUUGUCGGGAGAGUGUGUUUUCCAGAGAAUUGGAGGAAACAUGUGUCUCUCUGUAUAUUCGUUGUAACACAGCAUGCGGAAUAGAGUGCCUAACAUAAACGUCUGUUCCGGAUGGGUUUCAGUGAGAUCCCGUUCAAGUUUGUCCCUUCCUUUGGCCAGUAGCGCCAUUGGCAGCUGCAGGAGAGAAAAAAAAUAGACCAAACUCGUACCACUACAGCCACCUCUGCAACUACCAGUCCUUCAGAAAAAAAAUAUGGAAGAACUGAGCCGUCGACGCCGCCACACCCCGAGUGCCUUUGAUUUCCCCCUUCUUGCACCCACCUGACGAUUGGCAUGGGACUUUCCGUUGUUGUGUUCCGCUUCCGCUUGGUACGUUUCGAGUAGAACUCGCCAACAGGCAAGGUCAUUUAUUUCUACCCAGAUCUUUCAAUGGGAACUCGCGAGGGGAGGCAAGAACAUUGUGGGGCGAUAAUAGGAAUUACUGUAAUGUACUGUAUUGUACGUCGCACUCCUGCGUGCGUCUGUGUCAAUAUGGGACAUGCGAAAAUCUUUUCCCUGGGCUGAGCGGUUGGAGCAUUCAUUCUUCUUUGGAAGUUUCUGGUUGUCAGAAAUGACCUUGCUUGUCUCUGCAUUGAUUCAUUUGUCUCAAGCAUCCUCUAAAAAAGAUUUUUUUUUCGUAAUCGUAUCCCCAUUGUGUUGGGUUAGAAACGAUACUAUUUGGUUUGACUCCCUCCAAGAAACCGGUGUGUUUUAGCAGGAAGUUGGAUGGGAGGAAAUGUGAUGGCAAAGAAAGAAGGAAGACAAUAUGAUCCCCUAACUUAUAUGUCGGGAUCUUUUUUCUUUUCAAGUUGGCACUUGCAUUUUUUUCUUCUUUUUUUUUCUGCUGUGCUCUCUGCACCUGAUACUAAUUUGCUCUUGGGGAAGAUUUUUGGUGUUUUCUGGGUUUUUUUUUCGUUUGGUGCAUGAAGUUGAAGUUUGGCAGAAUACGUCGAAUUAUCAAGAGUUGGUUCAAAAGUUGCUCUUCGCCGCUCGUCUCGGUUCGCAGAUAAUUUUGUGGCUCUGAAUCAAGAUGCCUUGGAUUUGAUUUUUUUUCUGGCUGGAAUUUUGUAUGCCAAAGAUUUCUUCCGUGUUCUACUGAGAUAAUGUCUGGAACAAUUUUUUUUAAUCCGUGUCAGCGAUUGGGUUAGUUUCCCGUAGAAUUCUUCGAGGUGUUUCGAAAAAAGGAAAUAUUGCGAACCUACCUUUAAGUUUUGGAAUGAGGAAGAGCGUUGCUCAAAAAUUGAGAGGAUGGAGCGUUUCGUCGAAGAAGGCUUUUGUUCCAACUACUUGGAGGAGAAAGAGAGCACCAUUCACGACUACUAAAAAAUAACUACUAUACUGCUGCUAGAUGUUUCUUGUUCGUUUGUUUUUUCUUUUUUUUUGUUGGAAGUUAAUUGAUUGCUGGUCUUUACUUGCUGUUCAUUGUUGCAUGAGUGUGAUGAAGGGACAGGUCGAGCCCAGAGGGCAUUUUGUUUUUAAAUACUUGCGGUGAACUUACAGUGCGAAAAAAAGUGCAGUCAUGUAUAUUACAAAACGGGGGUGUCGGCAACACUCCAUCAAUCUCCUGUUUGCAUAUUCCUUGCAGUUCGAGGUACCGUUUUUGUAAACGAAGCUCUUGAUGCGUAUGAGAGUAGGUACUGCACCACGUUGAGCCAUGAAGGAAACAAGAAAAAGAAACGUAGAGGCGUUGUAAGUUUUAAUAAUGCAGUGGCAAUGUAAUCGGCGAACAGGUCAUUGGUUGUCGAGUGUUACCAUCGUCCCGGAAAAGAAUAGUCUCUGGUUUUUGUUGGAGGAACGACCGGUACCUUCAACGAUGUGUGAUUGUCGUCCGUUCCGCGAGGUGAAGCCUAGAGAGCGCCAUUUUUGUGUCCGGAAAAGAUAGUUUUUUGUUCCGUUCGGUCGGACUUUUUUUUUUUGUGGAGACGAGUCUAGUCAGGAGGGAAAUGAUGAAGAGUGAACUUGGCUCGGUGGGAAAAAUAAGUUAUGAUUUUCUACUCUCCGUUCCCUAGCUUCAUUUAUGGAAAGCGCGAAAGGGUAUCGUGUGUGCUUGUGAUCCUCAUAUGCAUAUUUGUGUGUAUAUAUUUUCCCGUGGCUAGAUUGUCAGCUCUGACUCUUCCUGCUCUUCCCAUGGGGUAUUCGUAGGAAAAGAAGGAAAGUAUGUCGUCUCGCUUUUGCUGGAUACUAAUGUUCAAUGUUCAAGCUUCAGUCGAGUGGAGACUUACUUCCAGCAUGAUGGAGAUUUGCGGAUAAACUCGACUCGUACCCCUGGAAGAGCAAAAGAUCUUCAUCUGAACCGAGUUUCUUUUCGUUUUGUUUCUCUUGGCUUUGAGUUGAUCGCCGGGCUUGAAAACUUCCCUUAUUCCGUCAGUUGUUUUCUGUUUCUGGCUAAAGUUACAAUUGUUGGACUUGACGGGGUGGGGGGUUGGCAAAGCGUUUAGCUUUCGUUUUCCUGAGCAUCGCCGCUGCUGUGACAGAGAAGGAAGGCCUUUAGUGAUCCUCGUGGGGAAAGAAAAUCGCUGUUAAGGAGCUGUAUUGUUUGUUACUUCGACUGGUGCUUUGUUCGCGAAUUUUUUGGGCAGGACAGGGAUGAAGAAAAGGUGGGGGAUGGGGAAGUAUACCUUCUUAUGUUGGCUCCUACGGCCUCGCUCGUGCAUUCGAGACAGACCUCGGGAGGGUUUCAACCGGAAUCGUUUUAACCACUGUCUCGGAAGGACGAUGGGGCUGCCCAAUUGCACUCUGUGAACAGAUUGUGUUCCUUGGCCCCGCUUGGAAGUUGAGACAGACCAUUUGGCUGGUGUUUGGCAUCCACGUAAUAGUGAAACUGGUUCUCUUUUUUUUUUCGGAUGAAUGACGAGAUGACCAAUGCUCUCAUUUAUGCUUGGAUGAGUGUUUCACACAUACACAAAAUGGGCACACAUUACUUUGUUGUUUCCUUUUUUCCUUCCUCGUCGUGUGUGCGUGUGUGUUAUACGUUUCGGCUUGUUUUCUCUUUUUUCGCCUCUAUUUCUGAUCCUACAUUUUUUGUCUGUUCAAGCGCGAAUUAAAAGAAAAACGUUGGGGAUUUGCAAGAUGACGAAGGGAAGAGGGGGACGUUGGAAUGAUGAUGAUUAUGAUGAUUGGGAAAACGUGAAAAACCUGGAGGAAAAAAAAAGAAAGGAAAAGUUA
Molecule: messenger RNA, 5005 nt
Organism: Notodromas monacha
Lineage: Eukaryota; Metazoa; Arthropoda; Ostracoda; Podocopida; Cyprididae
Source: the annotation of a GenBank genome assembly